Molecule: messenger RNA, 660 nt
Organism: Colletotrichum costaricense
Lineage: Eukaryota; Fungi; Ascomycota; Sordariomycetes; Glomerellales; Glomerellaceae
Exons: 2
Coding region: 1-660 (219 amino acids)
Cellular component (GO): mitochondrial large ribosomal subunit
Molecular function (GO): structural constituent of ribosome
Source: RefSeq, a predicted model, not a curated record
AUGAUUUGCAGAACGUGCAUGCGCCGCGGCGCCUCGGCCUUACCCCGUCUCCAGGCCCCUCGCGCCUCGUCCCUCCUCAUCAGACCCUUCUCCCUCUCCGCGCCCUCAAGAAACGCAGUAGAAGCGCCUGCUGCAGGAGCUGCUGCUCCUGCUACUCCUGCCGCCACCAACGCCAAGGACGCACCCCCGAAGCUCUCCUCGUCCACCGCCGACAUCCCCGAGGCCGCGGCGCCCAUCUCCUCCUGCCCGCCCGGUACCGUCCUCAACGGCCUCAACUACUUCAAGAACAAGACGGACCCCGUCGCUCUCCCCGAUGAGGCGUACCCCGACUGGCUGUGGACGGUCCUCGAGUCCAAGAGCGAGGCUGUAGAGUCUACGGAUGACCUCGCCGCCGAGAUGUUUUCCAAGUCCAAGAAGCAGCGCAAGGCCGCCGCCAAGAAGCAAAAGGCUCUCGAGGCCAAGGUUCUUGCCUCAGGCGACCUCGAGGCCCUCGCACCAAAGGUCCCGCUGCCCCAACAGUCCAUCAACUUGCCCGGAGAGAAGGGUGGCGACGUCGAGCACAACCUCGAGGCGGCGACCAAGAGAGACGAGCUGCGCAAGGCGAUGCGCAAGGACCGCAAGGCCAAGAUCAAGGAGUCCAACUACCUCAAGUCCAUGUAA